UCUUGAAAUCUGCCACUGAUCAAAGUUUGCUAUAAGUUUCCUCAAAGACACUUUAUGUGCAACUUUUAAUAUUUUUGUUGUGAGGACUUAAAAAAAUACACGGAGAGGACACUAGAGAUCUUAACAGUGACAUUAAUUCAUCUAAAGUCAUUCAUCCUCUCCCUCCCCCUUCCUUUUUCCAAGAAACAACUAAUCACAAACCAGGCUAGAAUUUCUAAAAAGAGGAGGAGGAAGAAAAAGAGGCGGAGUGGGGUAGGGGACUGAGUUUAGAAGGGCCAGAAUUUCUCUCAUUCACAGGGUGGAAAAGUUGACAUUGUCUAAGCCCUUCUGAAUGGCUGGUAGUUGGUUACCCUGAUUGUACCUCUACCUCCCCUCCCCCUCCACGUGACGACCCAGGACACAUGCGCACCCGACGCAGCCCGGCACAUCUGCAGACUGACGUCAGUGUGCUCUGCCUCCGAGGAAAAGCUGCCAAAAUUUUCUCCUGCUGCAAUUCAAGUUGGCUGGGGGCCGGUAGUGAGAUCUAGGGCUACUUCAACAAAACUUUGCUGCCCUUCCUGCUCCUCUUGUCUUCUUUUCUCUUGAUACCUUUUGAUGCUCUUCACAUGUUAUUUGCAUAGCAAAGGCACUAAGCUGUCCAGGAAGAGAGGGCACCACUUCCACCCCCAAUAAGCCUUUUUUCCCCCUUCCUUCCUUUCUUUUUUCUUUCCUUUUUUUUGGAGAGGGGGGGUCGAGAGAGAAAGGGGGUUUGCAAAAGCAGCAUCUCAGGAUGAUAGCCUGGAUGUGUUGAUGGCAUCUCUUUUAUUGCCAAAUCGGAAAGUCGGUUCUCUAAAGCCCAGUUUAGCCAGACUAUAGGGUUUUAUUCUGGCUGCAGAAUAAGUAACUGACUGCUGUGGCUUUGCAAAGGGGGGCAGAAAAAAAAAAAAAAAAAAAAAAAGAGGAGAGAGAGUACGUGAGUCGUCCAGUGCAAUCUCUAUUGUUUGAAACUUACUUUUUAUCAGAAUUUGAAGAUGAAAACGGUUAAAAAAUGGCCAUACUUUAGUAACUAAUCAGCCAAAUGCUUUGCUUAUGAAAAUUUUACCAUCAUUCUUUUUUCCCUAUUGGAUUGAAAAAAAUGAAUCCAGAUAUAGAAGAAAGUAUGGGAUGUUGGAAAAAAGUACCUGUUAAACAGUGGAACAUCUAAUAAUUAAUUUGCAAGAAAUUUUAAAGAAAUAAAAUUGUUAUGCUUCGAUUUUGGUAUGGUAUUGACUCUCUAGCACAUAGGUAGCCCUCCAAAAAAAUCAUCCAGUUUUCUAAAUUAUGGAAAUUUUGUGGAAGACGUUGACCUGGAUUUUGAGCCUCAUCAUGGCUUCAUCGGAAUUUCAUAGUGACCACAGGCUUUCAUACAGUUCUCAAGAGGAAUUCCUGACUUAUCUAGAACACUACCAGCUAACUAUUCCAAUAAGGGUUGAUCAGAAUGGAGCUUUUCUCAGCUUUACUGUGAAAAAUGAUAAACACUCCAGGAGAAGACGGAGUAUGGACCCUAUCGAUCCACAGCAGACAGUAUCUAAGUUAUUUUUUAAACUUUCAGCCUAUGGCAAGCACUUUCACCUAAACUUGACUCUCAACACAGAUUUCGUGUCCAAACAUUUUACAGUAGAAUAUUGGGGGAAAGAUGGACCCCAGUGGAAACAUGAUUUUUUAGACAACUGUCAUUACACAGGAUAUUUGCAAGAUCAACGUAGUACAACUAAAGUGGCUUUAAGCAACUGUAUUGGGUUGCAUGGCGUUAUUGCUACAGAAGAUGAGGAAUAUUUUAUUGAACCAUUAAAGAAUACCACAGAGGAUUCCAAACAUUUUAGUUAUGAAAAUGGCCAUCCUCAUGUUAUUUACAAAAAGUCAACCCUCCAGCAACGGCAUCUGUAUGAUCACUCUCAUUGUGGGGUUUCAGACCUCAUCAGAAGUGGCAAACCUUGGUGGCCGAAUGACACAUCUACUUUUCCUUCUUCACUACCAAUUAAUGGCACGCAUAUCCGCCACAGACAGAAGAGAUCAGUAAGCAUUGAGCGGUUUGUGGAGACACUGGUAGUGGCAGACAAAAUGAUGGUGGGCUACCAUGGCCGCAAAGACAUUGAACAUUACAUUUUGAGUGUGAUGAAUAUUGUUGCCAAACUUUACCGUGAUUCCAGCCUAGGAAACGUUGUGAAUAUUAUAGUGGCCCGCUUAAUUGUUCUUACAGAAGAUCAGCCAAACUUGGAGAUAAACCACCAUGCAGACAAGUCCCUCGAUAGCUUCUGUAAAUGGCAGAAAUCCAUUCUCUCUCACCAAAGUGAUGGAAACACCAUUCCAGAAAAUGGGAUUGCCCACCACGAUAAUGCUGUUCUUAUUACUAGAUAUGAUAUCUGCACUUAUAAAAAUAAGCCCUGUGGAACAUUGGGCUUGGCCUCUGUGGCUGGAAUGUGUGAGCCUGAAAGGAGCUGCAGCAUUAAUGAAGACAUUGGCCUGGGUUCCGCUUUUACCAUUGCACAUGAGAUUGGUCACAAUUUUGGUAUGAACCAUGAUGGAAUUGGAAAUUCUUGUGGGACGAAAGGUCAUGAAGCAGCAAAACUUAUGGCAGCUCACAUUACUGCAAAUACCAAUCCUUUUUCCUGGUCUGCCUGCAGUCGAGACUAUAUCACCAGCUUUCUAGAUUCAGGCCGUGGUACUUGCCUUGAUAAUGAGCCUCCCAAGCGUGACUUUCUUUAUCCAGCUGUGGCCCCAGGUCAGGUGUAUGAUGCUGACGAGCAAUGCCGUUUCCAAUAUGGAGCAACAUCCCGCCAAUGUAAAUAUGGGGAAGUGUGUAGAGAGCUCUGGUGUCUCAGCAAAAGCAACCGCUGUGUCACCAACAGUAUUCCUGCAGCUGAAGGAACACUCUGUCAAACUGGGAAUAUUGAAAAGGGGUGGUGUUAUCAGGGAGAUUGUGUUCCUUUUGGCACUUGGCCCCAGAGCAUAGAUGGGGGCUGGGGUCCCUGGUCACUAUGGGGAGAGUGCAGCAGGACCUGCGGGGGAGGCGUCUCCUCAUCCCUAAGACACUGUGACAGUCCAGCACCUUCAGGAGGUGGAAAAUAUUGCCUUGGGGAAAGGAAACGAUAUCGCUCCUGUAACACAGAUUCUAACCUUACCCUGCAGCAGAACCAGAUAGCUGAGAACAUUCUGAAACUACAGACCUUGCCCCCAGGGAGAGGUGUGGGGAAAUCCUUGUAUCCUGCCAGCCUGCCUAUCUCCUUUACGAAGAGGAGAGGAAUGGGAAAGGGGAAAAAGAAUUUUCGUGCUCUGCUUUCUUCUCACACUUUAUUACAUCCAUGUCCUUUGGGGGCCCGAGAUUUUCGAGAGAAACAAUGUGCAGACUUUGACAAUAUGCCUUUCCGUGGAAAGUAUUAUAACUGGAAACCCUAUACUGGAGGUGGGGUAAAACCUUGUGCAUUAAACUGCUUGGCUGAAGGUUACAACUUCUACACUGAACGUGCCCCUGCGGUGAUUGAUGGGACUCAGUGCAAUGCUGAUUCACUGGAUAUCUGUAUCAAUGGGGAAUGCAAGCAUGUAGGUUGUGAUAAUAUUCUGGGAUCCGAUGCUAGAGAAGAUAGAUGUCGUGUCUGUGGAGGGGAUGGAAGCACAUGUGAUGCCAUUGAAGGGUUCUUCAAUGAUUCGUUGCCCAGAGGAGGCUACAUGGAAGUAGUGCAGAUACCAAGAGGCUCUGUCCAUAUUGAAGUCAGAGAAGUUGCCAUGUCGAAGAACUAUAUUGCUUUGAAAUCUGAAGGGGAUGAUUACUAUAUUAAUGGUGCCUGGACUAUUGACUGGCCUCGGAAGUUUGAUGUUGCUGGGACAGCUUUUCACUACAAGAGACCAACUGAUGAACCAGAAUCUUUGGAAGCUCUAGGUCCCACCUCGGAAAAUCUCAUUGUCAUGGUUCUGCUUCAGGAACAGAAUUUGGGAAUUAGGUAUAAAUUCAACGUUCCCAUCACUCGGACUGGCAGUGGAGACAAUGAAGUUGGCUUUACGUGGAAUCAUCAGCCUUGGUCAGAAUGCUCAGCUACUUGUGCUGGAGGUGUCCAAAGACAGGAAGUGGUCUGUAAAAGAUUGGAUGACAACUCUAUUGUCCAGAACAAUUACUGUGACCCUGAGAGUAAGCCACCUGAAAAUCAAAGAACCUGCAACACUGAGCCCUGCCCACCUGAGUGGUUCAUUGGGGAUUGGUUGGAGUGUAGCAAGACUUGUGAUGGUGGAAUGCGCACCAGGGCAGUGCUCUGCAUCAGGAAGAUUGGACCUUCUGAGGAGGAGACACUGGACUACAGUGGUUGUUUAACACACCGGCCUAUUGAAAAGGAGCCCUGCAACAACCAGUCAUGUCCACCUCAGUGGGUGGCUUUGGACUGGUCAGAAUGCACUCCCAAAUGUGGUCCAGGAUUCAAGCAUCGGAUUGUUCUGUGCAAGAGCAGUGACCUCUCUAAAACAUUCCCAGCUGCACAGUGUCCAGAAGAGAGCAAACCCCCUGUCCGUAUCCGCUGCAGUUUGGGUCGCUGCCCUCCUCCUCGCUGGGUGACUGGAGACUGGGGCCAGUGUUCCGCUCAGUGUGGCCUUGGCCAGCAGAUGAGGACUGUGCAGUGUCUCUCCUACACUGGACAGGCAUCUGGUGACUGUCCAGAAACUGUUCGGCCCCCAUCGAUGCAGCAGUGUGAAAGCAAAUGUGACAGUACCCCCAUUUCCAAUACUGAAGAGUGCAAAGAUGUGAACAAAGUGGCUUAUUGCCCACUGGUGCUGAAGUUCAAGUUCUGUAGUCGAGCAUACUUCAGACAGAUGUGUUGUAAGACCUGCCAAGGACACUGACCCAUGGAAAGCCAGAGAGAGCGCCUUGUCAUUUCAUCAUGGAAAUGCGUCCAUCAAAGAGAGCCACCCAGAGGAAGAGGAUUGAUGGCCUUGCAAAUGCAUUACCCUGUGGAAAACGUAACCACUGGUCAGCCCUAGCUGACAGGAUUUCAAUAUUAUUUUAACUUCUGUGAAGUGGGAUUUAUUGAUCCAAAGUGCUGGACACGGUAUUAAGGAGGGAAUGCCAGAUCGGAGAGAUCCAAACAACACAGGGAGACUUGCUUACUGUGGAACGUUUGUGUUCUUUCGAGUAAAUCCAAUAGCCUGUUUACCUCCUUGGACCAUUAAGAUAUUUUUUAUUAUGGACUUAGCAAUGACACUGAAUCCAUUUGUAUUUAAAACUGUUUAAAAUGUAGCUGUUAUGACUUGGUCAACUAUGGAAGUAAAAGAAGAUUCAGAAAUCUUAAGUCAUAGCUUAAAAAUAUUUACUAUACUUUAUCUCACUACAACAGCACCACAAUUUAAAUUCUAAAACGGGCUUUUAAUUGUAAUUUAAGGAGCAAUUAUAAAUCAAAAGUAAUGAAAGUUUGUAUUAUUUUUCUUCAUUCCACUUAAUUUCCUUAGGAAUAAUCCCCCUGUUCUGAACACUGCUGUGAGCCAUGUAUAAACUCUAUUAAACCGAACAACAGUGAAGGACUUAGCUGAAGGCAGUGCAUCAGUUACUGCCGCUGUGCAAGUCUAUAAAUUCUGUGCUAAAAGACUGUGGCCAACUUGCCAUUGUGCAAGUGAAGCUGAGAUUUCCAUUAAAACUUUAAGCGAAAAACAUUUCGAUUUCAUGCAGAAGCCAGACCAGGGGUACGGUAGAGCCGAAGAACCAGGCCCUUUGCUGCCAUCACACAGGAUGCCUCAGUUCUUCUCUGAGUCACCCCACCUCAAUUGUGUUUACAUCCUCAGCGGCCACAGAGCAGCUUCUGCCCCGUUGGAUUGUUGCACGCGUGUUGAGCUUACUGAAAUGAUGCCGUGCAAAAGAUAGACUGGCUCAGUAACAACCAGGCAGAUCCUUUUGCUGACAAUUGUGAUGGGUUCCAGAUGUCCCUUCUUUGAUAUGGCAGAAGGGCAUUUAUUUAUAUGAGAGCAAGUGUGUGUGUGUGUGUGCGGGCGCUUUUGAGUGUGUGGGUUAGAUGAGUGUGCUUGCACAUAAAUGUGCUAUUUCUGUGAGUUUUAAAGUAGGCAAGGGAUAACAACCAAAGAAGAAAAACUCAUGAAGCCUAAAGAUCAUAAAGCAUAAUUUUAAUAGUCACUCAACCAACUAUUUUGUAUUUGUUAUGGAUACUCUGAAUGGCAAUUAAAUGUGAAACCAAGUUUCUUGGGCAAGUCAAUUCUAGAAUCAAAUCCAGAAUCCUAAAUUAAAUUGACUAGCUCAUAUUUUCCCUAUCCACAAAUAAUUUCAUAUCAUGCUCAUCAAAAGCUUCAACAGUGGGAUUAAAAGAAAGGUAAAAAAAAAAAAGAGGGUCCUUGUUUAUGUUUUGUACUUGAACACUUGUAGCUUGCAGCAGGUUCCUGAUGAAUGAGCUUUGUAUCCUACAGGUAUGUACACCGCGCUACACCAACACCUCAAACUCAAACCAAAUGGCUACUUUGUAAAGAUACUACUUGCAGUUAAAGAGUAUGUUUGACUUAAACCCGUCACUGUGUGUGCUCAGACUACAUGUCAGGUGUAUCGCCUACACCAUGACCUAAGGUAGAUGAUUAGCUUUUUUCAGAAAGGAAAAGAGACUCACAGACUUCAAAAACCAACCUAAAUGUCAGGUUUGCUAUGGACAGUCAGCACGGGAUGUUGUUCUGCACACUCAGUCGUGGUCAUCCCUAUUUUCUCGCCUGCUUUCUCUCUUAACACCACAGCUCACGUCCCUGAGCUUGCCAGAGAAAGCUCCUGACAAUACACAGAAAUUGCCAGGGCCCCUAUGUAUUCUGCCCUGAGAAGUCAAGCCCAAGUGCCAUCUAUUCAGUGAAGACGAGGCAGCCCAUGAGCAGCAUGGCCCCAGCACUGAAUUCCCUUGGUCCCUUGCAAAGAGCAGUUAACUUGGUGCUAAUGUGCCCUGGUGAAAUAAAUAAAAGAUGAGUGGUUUCUGUGGCAUUUUAGGCAUAGGUUUCCUGUUAGGAUCUGGUUUUCCCCACAUAAAUAUCAGCUCAUGUUUUUAUUCCAAAAAGAUUUCUUACAUUACUGACUUAAGUCUAUUCUACGCCUCACCUGGAAACUAACGUUGUGAGGACCAUUGCUCUGGGCUCCCUUGACUGACGUUAGAAGAGGGGGCAGCUGGUGCUGCAAGGCCAGGAGCAGAGAGCUUCCUGGCGCAGCAUCGGAUUAGUCUGCAAAACGAACCGAGCACAGAAUGUGACAGGACUAAACCUGAGUGGGGAAACAAAUCGUAUUCUACAGCACAUCACAAUACCGCUGCUAACUCUGUAGUCAACCACGUGGCUACGUGAUAUGCUCUCUUCCUAAAUGCUAGCAAUAGGAUUGUCAGUGGAGGCUGAGCCACCAUGGCAGGACUUCCCAAAAGUAGCAUGCUAUGUGGGCUACUUAGGGAGCCCCAAGGAAACUGGUACCCCAUGGCUGAGAGCAGUACCUGCCACUGACAUAAAGUCCUGCCAAAAAAGGGAAAGGUAAAUAUACCCAACUGAUGAAAGCCCUUGAGAUACAUAUGACUCCCCAAACAGUCCAUUUCGUUAGGAAUUUUAUUGGAGUGAAUGUCACAUAGGUAUCCUUAAUAAUACAGAAUGAAAUUACCUUUGUAUUAUUGUGAUUAGUUGUUGCUUAUUAUUUUAUACUCAGUAUUAAUGUGGUACACUGUUACUUUUUUUUUUUUUUGCUUUUGUAAAUUAUAUUCUAAUUUAUUGCCAUGUUUCCUAACACUUGUCCUACAUUCAUUCUCCUGCUUGUAAUGAAAAUGAAAAAGUCAUUGUAACACUUGAUGGAGUGAAAUUCCACACCAGGCACAGAUUUUUUUUUUUAACAUAGAUAAUUUAGUAAAAAUAAAAAUUCAGCUUGUAAGA
This is a messenger RNA of Mirounga angustirostris (Northern elephant seal), 7878 nucleotides long. It is a transcript of the gene ADAMTS6, whose product is annotated as ADAM metallopeptidase with thrombospondin type 1 motif 6. Gene Ontology annotation, cellular component: extracellular matrix. Gene Ontology annotation, molecular function: metalloendopeptidase activity. The coding region runs from base 1300 to 4842 and encodes 1180 amino acids. Lineage: Eukaryota; Metazoa; Chordata; Mammalia; Carnivora; Phocidae. Gene Ontology annotation, biological process: extracellular matrix organization; proteolysis. The transcript is spliced from 27 exons. The record is from RefSeq and is a predicted model, not a curated record.